AUGAGCAACGAAGCAAGUGAUAUAUCGGUGACUGAUGAUGAUAUUAUCAUUGAGGAUGUGGAAACGGCCGAGGACGACGACGAGCUCAGCGAUGCCUUUGAAAGUCGCAAUAGUGAAGACUUAGAUCGGAGCCAUGAUGUUGGCCUGGAGUCAGAUGUGGAUGGAGAUGAGAUUGGUCAGUCGGCAAGCGGCAACAGCAAGAGCCUUUUCAAGCAAGCCUUAAAUAAAAGUCUGCGUAAUGAGGACAUUGUUGCCAAUUGGAUAACUCAUUAUGAGAGUGAUCCCAAUAAUGCUUUAGUCGCCUUUCUGGAAUUCGUGAUCGAGGCCAGUGGCAGUCACUAUAAAAUGCCCGAGGAUACCGUCUUAAUACUGGAAUCGUACACGGAUAUAUUAAUAGCCGGAACGACACACUUUUGUAAUUCUAGUAUCUAUCCUUUGACGAAGAAAUCAGGUUCUGAAUUUAUGAGAAUUUUGGAGAAAUUUGUGAAAUGCUUUUUUAUGACACUAGAUGCCACGACUAUUAUUAAUGAUGAUGUAUUUCUUGGCCAUGUGACUGGCUUUAUAAUGGCAUGUUCACAAUCCAAGGUACGUCCUUUCAGGCAUACGAGCACCUUGAUAGGUUUGAAAAUCUUGACAAUAUUGAAUGAUCUAACUGGCAUAGAAUUUGAGAAACGCAAGGCCCUCUGGCUAAAGAUGUUUGAAUGCGUCUUUCGGGGGCGUUCACGAGAUGUGGUCAAUAAUAUACGUUAUCUCUGCAUAACCGAAUGCUUCGUGUGGCUCGAAAGUUAUCCUAAAUCUUUUCUAAAGCCUAUGAAUAUUGACUACAUAUUUCAAGCACUUCGAGAUGAGUGCGGCAAAGUUAAAGAAUGUGCUAUAAAGGCCCUACAUGUGCUCUAUGCUAAGAGUGCUAUGCGUAAAGAUUGUUUGGAAGUAAGCAAGAAUUUUAUCAACGACUUAUUGGCCAUAAUUCAUGAAAAGGAGAAUGAAUUGGGCGAAAAUGCGAUCAAAUUGUUAGAGAAAUUCUGUAGGUCUUCAUCGCAUAUGCUGGACGAAUCGCAAUAUCUGCUUAUGGAGCCGCUUAUAUUCGCCGCCAAUCGUGGUCUCGCUCAGGCUGCAGCGAAAAUGUUUCAAUAUCGUCGGCUUAUGGAUGAAAAUUAUCCACCGGAACGUCAUAUAUGCAUAUUUAUUGAAUUCUUUCAUGAAUUUGGCCAACACGAGCACGCUGCAUAUUUGGUAGAUGCUUUCAUUGAUUUCAAUGCCAGCAUUCUAGAUUGGUCCAUUAUGGUUCAGAUGUUAAUUCAACAACCCAGUGCAAUGGAAGCACCUGCCAUAUCGACGCUUAUCGAGAUUCUAACACGCGGUGUCGAACAAGCCGUAACAGGAAAGAUACCAGCUGGACGAUAUACCAAGACUUUGGAGAGAAAACCCAAAGCAAAUGCUCAGACCUUAGCCACUAAAGUUCUGGCCCCAGUAAUGACUCAAUUACUUGCCAAACAUGGCAGUCGCAGUGAGAAUCUUGUAAAUCUAUUGCAACUUCCUCAAUAUAUCAAUAUUUUGCACUAUGAAAUUAACGAUAAUCGAGAGCAACUUGAUCAACUGAUGGAGUUAAUAGAGCAAAUCAUAUUUCAUAAUGAAAAUAUAUCCGUUUUACGCGUGGCUGCUGCAACUCUGGAAUGUAUCUAUCAAAUACCCUAUACGACGGCACAUAGCAAGGAGUUGCUUACGAAGACCGUCAACAAUUACGAAAGUGCAUAUCUAUCUUGGGAGAAUUCCAGUCAGAGUCCACAACGUCUGCUGAUCUCACUACGUGUUCUGUCCUCUUUGUAUGGUUAUUUUGAUCUGAAGGACUGGAAUAUUGCUGAUACCGUUUGCGUACGACUGCAGAAUCAAAACCUACCCGAUGAAGCUGUAGAACUUCAUUUGGAACUUGGCUUUAUCAGUCUCAGUUGGGACCUAAAGACCGUCAAUUCGUUGGCAUUAGAUAAUGUGGACGUAGAAGACUUGUGUAUUGGCUUGAAAGAAAAUUUAAAUGCAUUUUUCUAUGCCUCAUUAACGGUGAUAGAAAACAAUUCGAAUCUAACCAUUACUGCUAAUGCUUUUGCUUUUUCCUGCGACUUGUUAGUUCUAUUUGGUGAUCAAUUGCGUCAGAAUACUAAUCAAUCGAUUCGUUCCUUGCAAUAUCAAUCGACUGUCAAUGAGUUUGAGUUCUUUGAUAGCUUUGUAACGCGAAAUGUAUUUCACGAAUUGCCUACACAGGAUUCGUUUGAUGAUCUGCAGACAAAGAGGCGCAUAUUGGGUGGAUACUGCAAACUUGUGUCCUUUAAUUUAAUGCCCACAAUGCGGGCUAGCAUAAUAUUUCAGCACUAUCAUCGGUUUUUUGAGUUCUUUGGCGAUAUCUUGAAUGCAACCAUGGAACAUGCCUCAAAAAUUAAUAUUAUUAACUAUGGCAUGACAAUAUUGCAUACUUGUCUUUGUGUCUACAAAAAGAUAAAGGAAGCAAAUGAUGGAGUUUCUAGUCACAUCACACAGUCAACUGAAUUCAUAGAGUUGAUUCAAUUGGCCAGGCGGUUGGCCGACACAUUUAAUUUGAAUCUCUUAAAGAAUCGCUCUGGUGUUGUCACACUUCAUCGCGCUGGCAUAUUAUUUGUCUCGGAAAUCGCACCCGAUAGGCCAACUGCUGCUCCCGAUAAUUUACCAUUUUUACGUAUUUUGGAAGAAUUCGUUCCCCAACUUUUGUCCCAGGAUAAAUUAGAUAUUUUAAACUUUUUGGAAUGCAUUGAAGAACCGGCAUUGCCAUCAUGUAGUCCUGAGGAUUGGCAACCUCUAACAAACUAUCGCAUGGCUCUGGAAAUGGCCCUGAAAAAAAGUUGUCGUCGUCGCGAGUUUAAUGAACGAAUAACAAUGGGACAAGUUGAAUAAAUAAAAUUAAUACAAACCAAGUAAGAAUUCAAUGAUGAAGAAGGAUUCCUGGCGAAAUGAAAAUAAGAGCCAAUUUUCAUUAUAAAUGAAAAUAAAUACAUAGAAAAUCUUGGGUC
Molecule: messenger RNA, 3035 nt
Organism: Drosophila willistoni
Lineage: Eukaryota; Metazoa; Arthropoda; Insecta; Diptera; Drosophilidae
Product: cohesin subunit SA-2
Exons: 7
Coding region: 1-2919 (972 amino acids)
Biological process (GO): sister chromatid cohesion
Cellular component (GO): cohesin complex; chromatin; nucleus
Molecular function (GO): chromatin binding
Source: RefSeq, a predicted model, not a curated record